AUGUCCAACCUCGAGUCCCUCGUUCAGCGCCUGGAGAAGGUUGCUGUGCGCCUUGAGGGCGCUGCCUCCCGCGGUGGCUCUGCGCCCGCCCCUGCCCAGGCCGCCCCCGCUGGUGGCGCCGCAGACGACUCUGCCAGCGUCAGCGGCUACGACGAGCUCCUCAGCGGCCCCUUUGCCGACUUCCUGGCCAAGGGCCGUGCUCUCGGCGGCGACCUUGCCACGCAGCUCGAUAUUGUCGAGCGUGCCUUCCACGCUCAGCGCGAGUUCAUCGUCGUCGCCAGCAAGGCCAAGCAGCCAUCCCAGGAUGUGCUCAUGAAGCUGCUCCACAACACCUCCUCUGCCCUCGCCGAGGUCCAGUCUUUCCGUGAGAGCAACCGCCGCAGCAACCAGUUCAACCACCUGAGCGCUGUGAGCGAGGGCAUCCCAUGCCUUGGCUGGGUCACCAUUGCCCCCAAGCCCGCCCCAUACGUCCGCGAGAUGAAGGACGCCGCCCAGUUCUACACCAACCGGGUCCUCAUGGAGUUCAAGGACAAGGACCAAAGCCAAGUGGACUGGGCCAAGUCCUGGGUCGCCGUCCUCGAUGGCCUUUACGACUACAUCAAGGACAUCCACACCACCGGCCUCGUGUGGAACAACCGCGAUGGCGUUGAUGCCAGCACUUUCGUUGGCACCGCUGCUCCUGCGGCUCCCAAGCCCGCUGCCCCGAAGCCGGCCGCCGUGCCGUCCAAGUCUGAGGGCAGUGAUACCCGCGCCAGCCUCUUCGCCGCGCUGAACAAGGGCGGCGGUGUGACUGCUGGCCUGAAGAAGGUUGAGAAGAGCCAGAUGACCCACAAGAACCCAGCCCUCCGCGCAACCUCUGUGGUGUCUGCAUCUGCCGCCAAGCCUACCGCUGCCAAGCCUGCUGCCAAGCCCGCCGCAGCCGUGCAGAAGAAGGACCCCGUCUUUGAGCUCGUGGGCAAGAAGUGGACUGUCGAGUAUCAGGUGGACAACCACGACAUUGUCAUCGAGGGCAACAUCAAGCAGUCCGUCUACAUCUACAAGUGCGAGAAGACGACGAUCAAGAUCAGCGGCAAGGUGAACAGCAUCACGCUGGACAACUGCAAGAAGGUCGGCGUUGUCUUUGACAGCGCUGUUGGCGUCUUUGAUGUCGUCAACUGCAAGAGCGUGCAGGUCCAAGUUGUCGAGAAGGUGCCGACGGUGUCGAUUGACAAGACGGACGGGUGCCAGGUGUACCUGAGCGCCACGAGCCUGGACACGGAGAUUGUGUCUGCCAAGUCGUCCGAGAUGAACGUUCUCAUCCCAGAGGGCGACAACGGCGACUACAAAGAGAUGCCUGUGCCCGAGCAGUACAAGACGAAGGUUGUCAACGGCUCCCUCGCCACAGAGGCAACAGACAUUGCCGGCUAA
Salpingoeca rosetta is the source of this 1407-nucleotide messenger RNA. RefSeq names its product adenylyl cyclase-associated protein. The record is from RefSeq and is a predicted model, not a curated record. Gene Ontology annotation, molecular function: adenylate cyclase binding; actin binding. The coding region runs from base 1 to 1407 and encodes 468 amino acids. Gene Ontology annotation, biological process: cytoskeleton organization; cell morphogenesis; regulation of adenylate cyclase activity. The transcript is spliced from 14 exons. Lineage: Eukaryota; Choanoflagellata; Craspedida; Salpingoecidae. Gene Ontology annotation, cellular component: cytoplasm.